Messenger RNA from Cataglyphis hispanica, 1556 nucleotides. It is a transcript of the gene Dlish, whose product is annotated as SH3 domain-containing protein Dlish. Bases 241 to 1437 code for a protein of 398 amino acids. The record is from RefSeq and is a predicted model, not a curated record. NCBI's taxonomy places the organism in Eukaryota, Metazoa, Arthropoda, Insecta, Hymenoptera, Formicidae. Gene Ontology annotation, molecular function: protein binding. The transcript is spliced from 6 exons.
GACAGAGAGAGAGAGAGAGAGAAGCAACUGAGAGAUGAGAAGGCGUAGAGAACGCGCAACCCAUCUGUGCUUUCGCAUUCAGGUUUUAUUUUUCAACCCGAACGAUUUUUCACAUAUUGUAUUUUAUCAUAAUUCCAUUUCCUGUGCAAUACACUGUGUAAUAAGGCGACCAGAACGGAUGCGUCGCGACGUCUGGACCACGAUAGACAGAGUGAGAACUCCGAGAACAAACCGCACAGAAUGGCCUUUCUAUGUCCCGUACGCAUACGUCGCGGAAAGAAGAAAAAACCUGGAGUACAUAACUUUAAUUUGGAGAAAGACUGUGUUGGAACAGGAGGCACAGGACUUGGUUUGAGUACCAGGGUAUCAUUGCCCCCUGGAAGGAUAACUGGAAGUGCGAGUAUCGAGACCCUCGUAAGAGUCGGCAUUGAAAAGGAGAAUGGACUUUCUCCAGACAGCAAAAUGGUCAUUGUACAUGAUUUUACUCCCUGCGUCGACGACGAACUUCAAGUCAAAAGGGGACAGGUAGUGAAUGUGCUUUACAGGGAAAACGAUUGGGUAUACGUUAUAGCGGCUGAUACGCGUAUGGAAGGCUUCGUGCCGCACUCGUAUUGCGCACCAUACACAUCGCAGCUAGCAGAAUUGACACUGGCCAAUAACGUGAAAAAGAAGCUGCCCCGAUCCAGCGAGAACGAUUGCGAUCUUCUUAGUACGGGCCGUUUGCAAGAUACGCAACAGACUGAUACCGGAUCAGCAUCAGAUUGUGAAAGUUACACACGAAAUAAUAUCACCACCACAGAUCUCAACAUCAAUCGCUCCAACGUCACGCAAUCCCAGAAUUCCAUUCAGACUAUAUCAUCCCAGCCAGAUGUACAUCCCUUCUUCAAGGAUCCAUCAGCUGGAAGAUACAUUGUCCUUUACACAUUUGUGGCGCGGGACGAGAAUGACGUUAGUGUUGAGAGAGGUGAGUUUGUGACAGUGUUGAAUCGCGAUGAUCCGGAUUGGUUUUGGGUGUUACGACAUUGCGAUGGUAACGAGGGUUUUGUGCCGUCCGGUUUUGUUUAUCCGGGUCACGUUCUUCAUUCCUACACGACUGCUACCACAACUGCCACUACUGCUACUACGAAUACAGUGUCCACGGAAACUCAUAGUCCAGGCAAAAGUAUGAUAAACAAUAUAACAGGAAGUGGGGAAUCGCUACAACAGAAAGGAUCGCGGGAUUUUCGGGACGAAACAACUGGCACAGAAUUAGUAGUACUUUACGAUUAUAAGGCACAGGCGCCAGAUGAUUUAUCGGUGAAACGGGCCGAUUGGAUAUACGCGGAUCUGGGAAAUCAAACGGUAGAUGGCUGGCUUUGGGCUUAUGCGCCGAAGACUCGCAAAUAUGGUUUCAUUCCUAAGGCGUAUGCACGACCCCCUGCUAUGACUAGCUUAUGAUUCGGUCUAUUAAAAAUGAGAAGUCUGCUUUUACUUCUUUAAGUUGGCAAUAACGUUAUUUCUAUUUUCUCUUUUCUAUAUUGUAUAUCAAAAGUAAAAAUCGAGUAAUAACUAUACAA